AUGUGUUGUAAGUUUAUUCCCUCGUUUUACAUGCUUCUAUCGAUAGCAAAUGGGGUAUAUUGGGAUGGUGGUAGGCAACAAAUAUAUCCAGGAAUGCCACCACAAGGUAUGGGACCGCAGCCUCCGCACCCCGCACAGUUGCAAAUCCUUCAACCGCAACAACCGCAACAACCGCAACAACCGCAACAACCGCAACAACCGCAAAGUUUUGAUAAAAAAUGUGCUGGCUGCAUAAUAAAUAUAAAUUGCGGAGGUACAGAUUGCAUACCGACAACACCGUCAUACACGCGGGAAACAACAGUAUGGACGAUACCGCCAACACAGACACCACCGACAUUAGCACCGACCUGGACUUACGCAACUGCAAGACCAACGCCAAAAAGUUGCAUGUGUGCAUGCUAUAUGCCUCCGCCAUGUCAGAUAUGUCAACCAUGUCAGUGA
This is a messenger RNA of Loa loa (African eye worm), 441 nucleotides long. RefSeq lists its product as hypothetical. The transcript has 2 exons. The coding region runs from base 1 to 441 and encodes 146 amino acids. The record is from RefSeq and is a predicted model, not a curated record. NCBI's taxonomy places the organism in Eukaryota, Metazoa, Nematoda, Chromadorea, Rhabditida, Onchocercidae.